AUGCUUCGGCACGCGUUGAAACUUUUUUGCUGCAGUGUGCCGCUAAACUCUCGCGUUGGUAUAUUUCCGCUUCACCUUGAUCCACCCACUGUACAGCACAGGGAACUCUUCCGGCUGCUCGUGGGUGACAUUGGGAAGGGAUGCAGUCCCCCCAGAAGCGGUGGAAACACGGCAGAAAUCCCGUGGUACUUCGAAGGCCUUGCGGGGAGUCUACAGAAGAGUAGAUGUGUGCCUUUUGAGCACCUUAUAUUGGUUCCCAACACACGUUUCCCCGUCGAGCUUCGGCUCUCAGCCCAUAUUGCGGCAUUAACGUCACUUGUGACGCGUGGGCUUCCCCGCGUGCACGUUGAUUUCACCGCACUUGAGAACCCAGAUGAUGAUAUGCUCUGUGUGUACGAAUUAACUCAGAGAUAUAAGAAUAGUACUCUUGUGCAUUGGCUGCAGGAUGCUCAGGAGAUGCAAAAGUGGGCCUACUUCGGCGAUGUGAAACACCGUGUUCCGCUCUUACUCUUGCAAACCGUGAGCAUUCCUGUCACCGCUGUGGGUAAAGCAGGCGACGCCCGAAUGCUUGAAAAGAUCAGCGCCAACAGCGAGGGCAUCUCGAAUAUGCCGGGGGAAGCCGCGGAGCACUCCAAAAAGGAGUGUGGGAGUGUGGGUGGUGAACCACCGCGGAACAGUGAUAAUUCCGCUAAUGGCAGCAAGGUAAGUAGUGAGUACCCAUCGGAUGGUUGGAUAAAUGAGGGUGGUGGCGAAGAGGAAGUUGAAAUAAGCCCGGCGUAUCAAUGUUACCCGAGGGCACUGUGGCUCGCCAAUUCGGACGAUACUCCGUUACACCUUGAAGCUGUGGACGAGGGUGACCACGAAAUCAACAACGCAAAGGAUGACUGUGACGAGGGUGCCGUUACUAUUAGAGCAAACCCCAGUUCACAAGCGGAGGGGGACCCUCACGCCGUGAGCACACGACGUUUUUUCAGUGCCCUCAGCGCCACCCACGAUCGUGCGUUGUGUGCGGUGCAGGUGGGCCGGAAGAUUCAUGACCUUGUGAAGGAACUCUGUCUAACUCCGAGUCACUCUCAAAAACCACACGAAGGUUUCAGUACUGCGCCGAUGCCGCAACCCCGCGUUGAGGUUUAUUCCGUUCCUCGGUGCUGUGGGGCCGACGUAAGGCAAGCGCUAUGGGAACGGGAGGUGGAUCCUUCGGCACUGCUGACGGAGCCUGUAAAUCAUUACAUCAAUAGUCAUGGUCUAUACCGUGAUUAUCGUAAGGAUGUUUUCCCCAAGAUGACAUACAUUUUACACAGUAUACCCUCGAGCGACCGUACUGAGAACAAGAUACGCAAAGGAAGGUUGCCGAAUAUUGGGUUCACUUCUGUUCUCUCCUUUCCGGGGAUAAUCCCCCGGCUUGAAUUGCACUAUGACAAGAACAACAGCUUGGCAUGUGAUUUGUACGAAAAGUUGAGCAUAUUUAGCACACCUGAGGGUAUGGAACCGGAUCUCAUUGUUCCCAUUGGUGGUGAUGGUUACAUGAUGCAUUGCAUUAGGAAUAACUGGAGUCGAUUCCUACCCUUUUUUGGAGUGAAUGCUGGGCAUGUAGGCUACCUUCUGAACGACCCCUCCACCGUCGAGGAGCUUCUCACUGCACCCCUGAAGCUGCACACUACAACCAUGCUUUACUGCUUGGCUGAGAGGGAGGAUGCACUUAGCGGGGAGAAAGUCCUUCUUUCCGAGCUUGCCUUCAACGAUGCGUGGGUUGAGCGUUCGAGUGGACAGACAGCACUCAUCCGUAUUCUUAUCAAUGGCGAGGAGCGGAUUCAUCGAUUACGCGGUGAUGGAGUGCUGGUGUCCACAGCGGCUGGAAGUACGGCUUACUGUCGCGCACUCGGUGCUUCUCCAGUUCCUGUCGGCGCACCCCUGAUCCAAGUGGUUGGGAGUAAUGUAGUGUCACCUGCUCAAUGGAGGCCUACGCACCUGCACCAGGAGGAUCAGGUGGAACUGGAGGUGAUUGACAGCGCCAAGCGACCUUGUCGGUGCUUCGUGGAUUCCGUUGAUGUCGGGAAUGUCACGCGCUUGCAGGUGCGUUCGAGCAGGGCAGCCGGAGUUGUAAUUGCUUUUGCGUGUAGUUGCGAUCUCCAGCAGAAGCUGUACGAAAUGCAGUUCCCCGCGAACAUGUGA
Trypanosoma brucei brucei TREU927 is the source of this 2172-nucleotide messenger RNA. Its product is annotated as ATP-NAD kinase-like protein. Bases 1 to 2172 code for a protein of 723 amino acids. Gene Ontology annotation, molecular function: NAD+ kinase activity. The record is from RefSeq and is a predicted model, not a curated record. The transcript has a single exon. Lineage: Eukaryota; Euglenozoa; Kinetoplastea; Trypanosomatida; Trypanosomatidae. Gene Ontology annotation, biological process: NADP+ biosynthetic process; NAD+ metabolic process.